This is a messenger RNA of Candida albicans SC5314, 1782 nucleotides long. RefSeq lists its product as uncharacterized. Bases 1 to 1782 code for a protein of 593 amino acids. The record is from RefSeq and is a predicted model, not a curated record. The transcript has a single exon. Lineage: Eukaryota; Fungi; Ascomycota; Pichiomycetes; Serinales; Debaryomycetaceae. Gene Ontology annotation, cellular component: endoplasmic reticulum. Gene Ontology annotation, molecular function: ubiquitin binding.
AUGGAUUCUUUGUCUUCAGACCACAAAGAGAAAGUCGACGAAUUUAAAUCGAUAACUGGAAGUUCUACAGACUCAGAAAAUGACGAUAAAAUAAUUGAAUUUUUGACAGUACAUGAUUUUGAUUUGAAUAAUGCAAUAUCCACAUAUUUUGAUUCUGGGUUCGAUUCCAUUGGGAAUAGCUCAGCAAUUAAUCAACAUGAUGAGAUUGACAACCAAGUGACCCAUCGACACUCACAUCACCACCAAAAUGAAACGCCUGAUGUCAGUUUGGACCAAAGUGGACCGGUAAAUUUACAGCAUCAAAUGUUCUUCGAUAGCUUAUUGCCAAAAUUACCUAAAGCCCCAGUUAUUUCAAAUGGUUGGCAAUUGGAAGUUGGGAUACACACAUCAAUAUUAGAUGAAAAAAUAAGGCAAGAAAGAGAGAAAACUGAAACUACAAAAGAAGAUGUUUAUGAAACCACGGAAUCCAUUCAUUCUGAAAUUGAAGACACCAAGAAAUCCCCAUUGAGCUCGUUAUGGAUAAUACUAUUGAUAAUACCAAAAACAUUAUUACAUGUUAUUUUAUCAGCCCUUAAAUUUGUGUUUGGUUGGCGUGUAUUUAAAGGUCCCGAAGAAAGACUUCCCCAACUAUUCAAUUACGAGAAGUUUAUCCCUAAUUAUAAGUUUUUACCAGAAUUGAAACCCAGCAAGGAAGAAACAAAUAAUGAUGUGAAUCUCAUCAAUAAAUUCAACUUCCGGGAAGACCAAUUCAACGAAACGCAUCUGUUUUGUCAAAAAGAGUAUCGUUGGCUCUUGGUUGUUUUGGUCAAUGAUUCUAGCACAACUAAAAACUUUAUCGAGUCAUUGGUGAACCAUAAACACUUUGACAAACUAUUUAACAAAUCUAAUGGAUUGUUCAAGGAAACAGAGAUAUUUGUCAAUAAUAUCGAAAGAUCCCCUGAAGCAUUUGAAAUUGCCCAAACUUACAAAGUGAAAAGACUCCCCUAUGUUAUGCUAGUUGGCAAUGUGUCUGCCAGUCCUGAUAUAAUGCCUUCAAUGUCAAUAGUGUAUAAAUCUAAUAUUGCUAAACCAUUUAUCACUGAAGAGGAACUUCCUAAUACCACCAACAAAAUCUUGAAGAAUAUUGGCAAAUUAUUGGAGCGAUUCAAUCCUCAGUUAGUAUCAGCCAGAUUUGAUAAACAAGAAAUGGAAAUUAGCAGACAGAUAAGACAAGAACAAGACGACGCAUAUCUCAGAUCUUUGCAACAAGACAAGAUAAAGAAAGAAAUGAGAUUACAAGAAGAGAAUGCUCAAAAGUUGGCUGAACAAAAGUCUCAAUUGAGACAAUAUUAUUUGCUAAAAUUGAUAUCGACAAAGUACAUUGAACAGAAUGUCCUUGAUCAAGAUGUUGAUGCCAAAUGCAAGAUAGCUUUGAAGUUACCCAACGGUAAGAGAAUAGUAGAGUUAUUCAAUGGAGAAAUCACAUUAUUAGAAUUUUACAUGUUUAUCGAAUUGAAACUUUUCAUCGAACAAGAGGAGUUAGACACAGACCAAGUUGAUGACUUGAUUGAAAAGCUAGAUAUUGACGAUAAUGUGAAAAAUUCAAUUCAAGAUCUUUCUGAUUAUCAUAACUCUUAUCCAUUUAAGUUUGAAGUCAUUCAACCUUAUCCUAAGAAAGUUAUUCAUUUGGAUGUUGACAUGGAUCAAAGUAUAAAAGACAUUAGCGAGUUUAGCAAAGGGGCAAACUUUUUAAUUGAGUUUAUAGAUGAUGACGAAGAAGAAGAAGAGGAAGAAGAAGAAUAA